Molecule: messenger RNA, 771 nt
Organism: Charadrius vociferus (killdeer)
Lineage: Eukaryota; Metazoa; Chordata; Aves; Charadriiformes; Charadriidae
Gene: TYW3
Product: tRNA-yW synthesizing protein 3 homolog (S. cerevisiae)
Exons: 6
Coding region: 1-771 (256 amino acids)
Biological process (GO): tRNA methylation
Cellular component (GO): cytoplasm
Molecular function (GO): tRNA methyltransferase activity
Source: RefSeq, a predicted model, not a curated record
AUGGCGGCCUUCCCUCAGCGCAAGGCCCAGCGGCUGAGGCGGGCGGACGGCAGCAGGAAAGGCGCUUUGGACGAAGGGGUUGUCGCCGUCGUGCAGCUCCUGAACGGGAGAGCCCAGUUCUGCACCACCAGUUCCUGCUCCGGCCGCCUGGUGCUGGCGCAGGGCCGCCCCGCGGAUGUAAACGGCGGGGAGAUCGCCAAGGGGAACUGCACGUGGCUGAUGGUAACGCACGAAUUGUGCAGCAAAGGCGAUGUGAUGACAGCACUAGAGAAAGCCACUGGUGAUGUUGUCCUCAAGUUUGAACCAUUUGUUCUCCAUGUGCUCUGUCAAGAGCUGCGAGAUGCACAGCUUCUGCAUUCAGUGGCUGUCGACUCUGGGUUCAGGAACUCUGGUAUUACAGUUGGCAGGGGAGGAAAAAUUAUGAUGGCUGUCCGGAGCACUCAUUGCUUAGAAGUUCCGUUGAGCCACAAGGGGAAAUUGAUGGUCUCCGAAGAAUAUGUUGAGUUUCUGGUACAUGUAGCUAAUCGGAAAAUGGAAGAAAACAUAAGGCGGAUUGACAGAUUCUACAAACGCUUAGAAUUAGCUUUGAAAACUGCCAGCUCUCCCUCUGAGGAGGUGAAGAAGAAUAGCUCUGUGUACGUUCGCAGAAGAAAGAGAAAGACCGUUCAAGAAACAGACGUACACACCUCUCCGCAGGACCGCAAUGAAGAACUGGAGCCUGAGGAUGAUACAGAAAGCAAUCUUGAUAUUUUUGCUGAAAUCACAAUAUAG